Molecule: messenger RNA, 2121 nt
Organism: Cyphellophora attinorum
Lineage: Eukaryota; Fungi; Ascomycota; Eurotiomycetes; Chaetothyriales; Cyphellophoraceae
Exons: 2
Coding region: 1-2121 (706 amino acids)
Source: RefSeq, a predicted model, not a curated record
AUGUCUGCCAACCGCUUCUUUAGCUUGUCGUCCAUCAAAACGUCAAAGAACACCCUUCGUGAGCGUACUGCUCGUCCUGUACAGCCGGUAGCCACUGUUGACAUGGCAUACGGUUCGCCCAUCCGUCAGCCGAAGGCAUUUGUGCAGAAAGCGGUCGCGCCACUGCAAAAGCUGUCUUCAAAGACGCGGUCGGUUGCUCGCAAGAUUGAGAAGGAGAUCAGUAAGCUGCGUCUUCGUGCGACUGUCGAAGACUGCCCGGAGUCUGUUGUCGCGCCCCCAAAUCCUGAGGCCAACGACUUCAAAUACACGCCAUGCAUAGUCAACCUCGAAGACAUUGUCAUCAAAGACAACGUCAUGCCAACUACAGACGGCAACACUUGCCGAGACCUAAUCCAGGCUCCUCGGGUCACAAUGGCAUUCAUGCAGGCAAUGCUCAUGUCUGCCUUCACACACAUCUUCACGAGCGCCCACGCAUCGCAGCAGAAGCUCGAUGAUAUCUCGGUUAAGCUCAAAGAAGAGUACGACGAGGCCUUGACCGAGCUCAAAGAAGAGAACGUUGAGCUCGAAGAGUCAUACGAUUCACUCAACAUGGCUUCGGAAUCGCUCCAGAACGAUAUCGAGAAGAUGCGAGUCGAGGCCAGUAAGAAAGAAGGCACAAUCAACACCCUCCAGAAGAUGAUCAACGUCAUGAACACGAAUAAGCGCGACCUCGAACAAGCUCUCAAGAAUUCUGCAACGGAGAGCUCUCAGGCGCACCGCGACCUCGAGCAGCGCUUCAAGAACGGCGAACGAUUGUACAACGAGCACUAUGAGCAAUACACCAAUGAGCUCAAGCUACGCGAUGAACAACACGCCAUCGAGCUCAAAUAUCUCAAAGACAAGGGCAUGGAACUCGUCUGUGAGCACCUUACUGAGAAGAAUCGCCACGAGAAGACUCAAGAAGAGCUCGCUAAAUGGCAGGCCUCUUGGCAGCAACAGAGUCAGUCGGCCGCUCACGCCAAUCAUCAAGCCGCGCAAUACAAGCAGGAGGCUCGACUAUAUCUCGACGAGCUCAGCCGGACACAAUCUGUACGAGAUCAGUUGGCCGGUGAUCUCGACGUUGUUGAAGGACAACUGCGCCACGAGACGCGCGAAAGCCAGGUGUGGAAGAGCAAAUUCGAGGCUAGCGAGCAAAUGAUGAAGGAGCUUAAGCACUCAUACAAGAACGAGAACAGCAGACUCCAGGGCGAGCUCUGCGAGUUGAGAUCGCAGCUGGAGAAGACUGCGACACCCACUGCGAUCGACAGCAACACCUCUGCCAACAUCUUCACCGCUGCCGGUGUUGGCAACGUGCGUUCUCCCUCGACUGAGACCGCCAGCGCUCGGUUUUUCGGAGGUGUCAGACUUGCUGAGAGCACCGACUCUGUGUCAGAAACCCUCGAUUCUAUCAACAUCAACUUCUCCGGCACAUCAGCACCUAUCUUCGGACAGAGCCCAACGCAGGCUGCGAGUAACCCAUUCGCUGCCACGACAUCUACACCAUCCGGCGCGUCCAAGGUCGCGUCGAUAACCAAUGAAGGCCUCCCGAACGGCGUGAUGAACACAUUCACCUUCGGGCCGGGCAGCAACGCGAGCUUUACGUUCGAGUCAGUGUUCGGGACAGACCUUGGAUCCCGCAACCCUUUCGUGACCGAGUCUGCGAAUGCAGAUGAUGGUUCCACAGAGGAGCCGUUGCAGCAGAAGGAGGAAUCUGCUAGCCUGAGCUCCGCUGCAGAGGAGAUCGAGCAGCUCAGUCCUACCACCAAGCUCGAAGAGGGAACAGCAGACGUCGAAGUACGUCUUGAGGUGGCUGAAUUUGUGGAGAGCGAUCAGGAGACCUUGGUAGCUACGAGCGAGCCCGAUGUCAAGUUCGAGGAGGAGGAGCGUUCAAUUGGAGAUUCCGGCGCCGCUGCUGGUGAGAUUGAGCAAUCCUCUGACACAAACGAGCACGAAGAGCAUACACCGGAUGCUGAAUGUUGGCUUGCGAAGGAAGAGCCUGAGGUUGAGGUCAAGAAGAAGAAGGUGUGGAAGACUAAGACAGCGCCAGCGAAGAUGGUGGGUGGUGUUAGAAUGAAGUCGCGUCGGGGUAAGCCCCGGGUUUGA